This is a messenger RNA of Anastrepha obliqua, 4046 nucleotides long. RefSeq names its product intraflagellar transport protein 122 homolog (gene Oseg1). Bases 285 to 3785 code for a protein of 1166 amino acids. The transcript is spliced from 17 exons. Lineage: Eukaryota; Metazoa; Arthropoda; Insecta; Diptera; Tephritidae. Gene Ontology annotation, cellular component: non-motile cilium; intraciliary transport particle A. The record is from RefSeq and is a predicted model, not a curated record. Gene Ontology annotation, molecular function: protein binding. Gene Ontology annotation, biological process: protein localization to cilium; intraciliary retrograde transport; non-motile cilium assembly.
AAUUAUACCCAUAUAUGUGCAUGUGAAUAUAAAUAAAAAUCGAUUCUUUACACAACAAAACAUGAUAGGAUAUAUUUCAGAAAAAUGCAACUAUUUCGAAAAAACAAUAAAACCACCCCUGGUACGCAUGCAUUGUUGCUGUUGUCGUUGCCAAGCAACUAGGAGCAACUGAAGACUGUAAACAAAAAUGCAACUGAAAUUAAAACUGAAAAAUCAUGCAAAUUACUUACAAAUGUUCUAAAAAGCGCAUAACUUGUUUAAAAAGGUUCAAAAAGUAGACAAAAAUGCGUGGAGUGCUUAAAUGGGUGCAGAAAAUUGAAUUCCCGAAUACCAAAGAAGACCAAGUCAGUGUACACUCUUUAUGUUAUCAUCCGGAAGGAAAGCAACUGGUUGUGGCAGCUGGCGAUCGCGUGCUUAUUUACGACCAAGAUGGAACUUUAUUGAACACUCUAAAAGCUCACAAGGAUGUGGUAAAUUGUGUGGCUUACGCCCGCGAUGGCAAAAAGUUUGCCAGUGGUGCUGUGGAUAAAACAGUUAUUGUGUGGACAAUUCAGUUGGAGGGGUUGCUAAAAUAUUCACAUAGCGACUCUGUACAGUGUAUGUCCUUCAAUCCUGUUUCACACCAAUUAGCUUCCUGUUCACACAGUGACUUUGCAUUCUGGUCAGCAGAUCAGAAAGCCGUGCAAAAAUACAAAAUUUCGACUCGUGUCAAUUCAUGCACUUGGACCAAUGAUGGCCAGUAUUUGAUACUUGGAUUAGCUAAUGGCAGCAUUUCCAUUAGGAGCAAACUAGGUGAGGAAAAGGGUCGUUUCGAUCGUCCAGGUGGCUCAAGUAGUAAUGUAUUCAGCUUACAAUGCUGUCCAAUGACCAGUACAGAUGUAAUCGGAGUAGCUGACUGGAGCCAAACACUUUCAUUUCAUACUUUGAGCGGUCAAAUGAUUGGCAAAGAACGGGUAUUGGGUUUCGACCCGCUUUGCUUAACUUACUUUCCCAAUGGAGAAUAUUGUGUGGUGAGUGGUUGUUCUGAUUCAUUGCACUUUUUCACCAAGGAAGGCGUACGCCUGGGCACACUCGGCGAAGGGUUUAAAUCCUGGAUAUGGUCCGUUGCCAUUCAUCCCAAUGGCCAAUCGUACACGAUUGGCUGUCAGAAUGGUACGCUCGCCUGCUUUAACAUCGUUUCAAGUACUGUUCAUGCAUUGUACCGCGAACGCUAUGCAUUUCGCGAAAAUAUGUGUGACGUUAUAAUACAGCAUUUAAUAUCAGGCCAGAAAGUGCGCAUCAAGUGCCGCGAUCUUGUGCAAAAAAUAGCCAUCUAUAGAAAUAGCUUAGCAGUACAAUUACCGGAGCGGGUGGUGCUGUACGAAUUAAGUUCUGGCGAAGAACAACCGAUGCAUUACAAAGUGAAAGAGAAGAUACAGAAGAAAUUCGAUUGUAGUCUGUUGGUGGUAUGCGCAUGCCACAUAGUACUAUGCCAAGAGAAACGUCUACAGAGCUUGGACUUCAAUGGCAUAUUGCAACGCGAUUGGAUAAUGGACUCUUUCAUACGCUACAUUAAGGUCACUGGUGGCCCAGCAGGUCGGGAAGGACUGCUUGUGGGUUUAAAGAGCGGGCAGGUAUUUCGUAUAUUUUUGGACAACUCACUGCCACUUUUGAUUACAAAUGUCGCCUCAGCAGUGCGAUGUUUAGAUAUCAAUGCGAAUCGCACUAAAAUAGCUGUAGUAGAUGAUACUGGGCGUCUUGUGGUGCGCGACAUUGUUAGUGAUACCUUACUUUAUCAGGAUACUGGCGUAAACUCUGUAACCUGGAAUACUCAUUUGGACUCGAUGCUUUGCUAUACUCACACCGUUGGUGGCCUUAGCAUUCGUGUUGGUAGUCUACCGCCCCGCGGUCCACAGAACAUGUUGGGUGUGGUAGUGGGACUAUGUGGUGCCACGGCCUUUUGUCUACGGGGCAACGUUAUGCACAAUAUACCAUUAGCUUUGGGAGCUACUAUGUGGCAGUUCAUUGAAUCUGGCCUAUUUGAGGAAGCUUAUCAAGUUGCAUGCUUAGGUGUAACCACAGCCGAUUGGGAAGGCCUCGCUCAGUCAGCUUUAGAAGCUCUGCACCUACAUAUAGCGCGUGAUGCAUACGUAAAAGUGCGCAGUCUCCCGUGGCUACAGUUAGUCAAUGAAUUAAGUGAGAAACAGAAACGUGGUGAAAUGCCAAAAGAGGUAUUACAAGGAGAAAGCUACGCAUAUGCUGGCAAAUACAAGGAAGCUGCACGACUUUUUCAAAAGUGCAGUCGGCCCAUGCGUGCAAUGGAAAUGUAUACCGACUUACGCAUGUUCGAUCUGGCCCAAGAAUUUAUUAAAGACGGUUCCGAUGAAGCAAAACGUGAUUUGGUCAAAAAACGAGCGGAGUGGGCGUACUCCGUCAAAGAACCACGAGCUGCUGCUGAACUGCUAUUAUCAGCAGGCGAGCACCAGAGAGCUAUCGACAUUGUAGCGGAGCAGGGUUGGGCAGAUAUAUUAUAUGAUAUUGGGCGUCGACUCAGUUUGAGUGAGAGAACGCCACUGGAAUCUGUGGCAUUCAAUUUAAAGCGUUUGAAAGCUUUACCGCUCGCAGCUGAAAUAUUUAAAAAGCUAGGGGAUGAAGCACAAGUAAUCCAAUUGCAUGUUGAAGCGCGCGAUUGGGCUGAAGCUUUCAGGCUUGCAGAAAAUAUGCCAGAGAUGUUGCCCACAGUGAACUACCAACAUGCUCAAUGGCUUGCUGAAUCAGAUCAAUUCAUUGAGGCGCAUAAAGCUUACUUAAAAGCGGGCCGCAUGAAAGAUGCUAAUCGGUUGCUGAAACAGCUUAGCACAUCAGCUAUCGAAGAGGAGCGUUUUCUAGAUGCCAGCUACUUUUACUGGUUGCUGUCAAAACAGUAUUUAGACAUUUACCAUAAAAAGGAGGAGCAAAAUCCCAGUGACCACCAUUUCAAAGAGUACCAAAGCCAUUUGCGCAUCGCCAAAGUGUAUUAUGCUUAUAGCGUAAUAUUUAAUUAUAUGAAAGAACCAUUUACGACCUAUUCGCCAGUUAGUCUGUUCAACGUAAGUCGCUUCAUAUUGAAUGAGGUCGAGUAUAAAGGUACACCGAAGGGAGUUAGCUUAUUCGCGGUUCUAUUUACAUUAGCAAAACAAGCCAAGCUACUACAGGCAAACAAACUAUGUUUGGUUGUUAAUAAGCGUUUGCAAUCCCUGAAGCCACCCGCCGGCGUUCAGGAGCAAAUCGAUAUAAACUACCUGAAUAGUAAAGCAUGCAAGAGCGGUUUCAACGAUCCCGAGGAACUGUUGCCGCUCUGUUACAAAUGUUCAAAUUAUAGUCAACACUUGAAUGGCAACAACUGUCCGACCUGCAAACAAGAUUACAUUUUUUCGUUUAUCUCAUUUGAAAUUUUACCAUUAGUGCAAUUUCAUCCUGAAGUAGACAUAAGCGAUUCAGAGGCAGAACGAUUGUUACUCGCCCCACCAAAGGCGGCUGAGGAAGGCGAUCCUUUUAACGAGGAUGUUGCAAGCGCAUUACCACUAAGCCUCGAUCGCAACGCUUUACGCGCUAUACAUCCAAGCCACAUUUUAAUAGUUAAACGCAGUGAAAAUAAUUUGAAAAAUAUAUACUAUCGCAACAUUUUACCGGAUUUGCAAGUUACAUUUUGUCCAGAAUGUUUAUUGGUCUUUUAUUCAGAAGACUUCGAACUACAGGUGUUACAGAAAGGUCAUUGUCCCUUUUGUCGUGCGUCAUCGGAAAAAUUACUUGAUGAAUAUUUGUAGUAAUUGCCUUUAGUAUAGGAGCACGUAGUUUGAUUAUAUUUCUGCACUGGCAGUUUAAAGUGUCUUUGUAAAUGUUUUGUUAGGCUAAGAUGGCAUGCCGCGCACACUUUUGCAGAAUCGAAAUCUAAAAACAUUUAUCUUAUUUAAGUAAAAAAUUCCAUCAUAUACAUAAAUAAACCAUGUAUGUGUAUAUAUAACCCACUUUAUGUACAUUGCACCCAAAUUAACAAUUUAUUUAAUAAAUUUCAAAAUAUAAUCAAA